GAAUCCACAGCCUCGGACAGUGACGGAAGUGAUCUCGGAGAAAAACAUCAUUAUACAUAUAUCUCGGACGGGGAACAAAAAAUUCACUUCGUUUCCGAAUUAUGACUGUGAAUAUCACCAAAUAACUGCGGUGCGGUGUUCGAAGCAACGAUUUUUCACACUAUUUUCCUGAAAGCUCGCCGCAUGCGAUUUGUGUCAUAAAAGCUGUGAGCGAUACUCGUCGGUGCAUCUACCACAUUUCGUUCAGAUUUCGUUCAAAGUAAAUUCCAAGUGACAUGCGAAUUCGAAUAUUUGAAUGAACCGUGCGCCUCGUACAUGUAAAGAAUUCUUCACGGACUAUAGGGAUGCGCGCUAAAUCGUCGUUGAAAAAAAAAGAUUUUUUAAGAAAAAAAAUUCAGCGCCUGGACGCUUUUCGUUAGAUUCGUUCGCAUCGUUUUGUGAAAAGCGUAACGAAGGGUGCGAGAAUUUGACGCGAAACGGAUCAAACUUGAAAUUCCGAGCGAUAAUGAACGUUAGUGAGCCGUCGGUGAAUUCAACCGCCGAAGAUCUUUCGGACAGAAGCAACAGCAGUAAUUCGGACGUUCAUCUUCACGCGUUUCAGGAUUAUGGAAAGAUCAAAGAGCUGAACCUGUCGAUAAAUAAAGGUAAAGAUACCGCGACGAUACAGACGAAGGAUUUCGGUUUCGCGUCGCAGGAGGCGAAUCGUCAGCAAGGAUUUACAUUCGGUGGUCUUCAGGUCGACGAACCGUGCACGAAAGAACUACCUGUGGCUCUGGACAAACCGAAAGAGUUCGCAGAUUUUCAAAGUGAGAAGGUAAAGGAUGCCUCGAGUUAUUCCAUGGACAGAUCCGAGGACACGGACGUUUCUCUCGACGCGACGAAGGAGCAGUACACCGCGAAUCUUAUCGGGUCGAAAGAUAAGGAAGUGAUUUUUAACUUUGACGGAAUAAGGGACGUUCAUUUUCCGAGAGAAGCAAGGGACGGCAGGACGAAAAAUAUCCACUUUCCCGUCGACAGAAACAAAGACAUAAAUUUUCAGAAGACGUACAAUCAUCCCCUCGAGAGAAUAAAGGACUUCAACUUCGCGUUGGACAGAAGGAGGGACAACUCCCACGUCGGGGGACUAGCUUUGGAACGUCUUCGCGGCGGGUCCUUCAUGGAUCCCGCGAACGACUACAGAAAUCCGCAAAUGCAACCCAGGGACGAAAUCGAAGCGAUAACGAUCGAGACGAUGCGUCGCUCGCACAUAUUCACAUCCGAGAUCGCGAGCCGAAAUUUACCCGCUCACUUCUCGCAUCCGCAUUCGAUAACCGAAAUGCACCACUCGCAACAACAGCAUCAACAACAAGGAAAAUCAUUCACGAUCGACUCGAUCCUGGGACUCCGGAAUAACCAGAGGGAUAAACAACAGAGGAGUCGGCAACAUCCCUACAGAAAACAUCAAGGUCAUCAGGAAGGCUUGGCGAAGAACGGUUCUUCCGGAUCUAACUCAGGUGGGGGUGGAAAGCUGAAGAGGGUCAGAACAAUUUUCACAGCCGAACAGCUGGAACGUUUAGAGGCGGAAUUUGCGAGGCAACAGUACAUGGUUGGUCCGGAAAGGCAGUACCUCGCACACGCGCUGGGACUGACAGAGGCGCAAGUUAAAGUCUGGUUUCAAAAUCGACGUAUAAAGUGGAGGAAAUUACAUCACGAACAGCAGAGUCAACGUCUUCACGAAUUGCACUCGCUUUCCUCGCUGGAGCAGGACGUGGACGACAGCAACGACAACGCGGAUUGUCGAGAAGUUUUUAAAACGGAUUUUCCCAGGGCGCACGGUAACCCUUUUCUCAGAGAACUCGAAACCACCCGUGCCUCGACCGCGAAGAAAAUAUAA
Messenger RNA from Athalia rosae (coleseed sawfly), 1873 nucleotides. RefSeq lists its product as uncharacterized. The transcript is spliced from 2 exons. Gene Ontology annotation, biological process: regulation of DNA-templated transcription; central nervous system development; neuron differentiation. NCBI's taxonomy places the organism in Eukaryota, Metazoa, Arthropoda, Insecta, Hymenoptera, Athaliidae. The record is from RefSeq and is a predicted model, not a curated record. Bases 506 to 1873 code for a protein of 455 amino acids. Gene Ontology annotation, molecular function: DNA binding; DNA-binding transcription factor activity, RNA polymerase II-specific.